This is a messenger RNA of Fulmarus glacialis (Northern fulmar), 2847 nucleotides long. It is a transcript of the gene MALRD1, whose product is annotated as MAM and LDL receptor class A domain containing 1. The transcript has 17 exons. The annotation marks the transcript as partial. Gene Ontology annotation, molecular function: protein binding. The record is from RefSeq and is a predicted model, not a curated record. Gene Ontology annotation, cellular component: membrane. Lineage: Eukaryota; Metazoa; Chordata; Aves; Procellariiformes; Procellariidae.
AUGAACAGAUUAAUAUUCUUCUGCGCAUUGUAUUGCUUUGCUCUGGUAGAUGCUCAGUCAUCUACAGGAAGUGAAUGCCCGUGUUCCCAAGAUGGCUCCUCUGCUCCAUCUGGGGAACUGUGCAUUUUCACAAACCAGUGUGGAGACAGCAGUGAUGAGAAGCAAGGUUCCUCUUGUGAAAAGUGUGAUUUUGAAACUGAUCUAUGCAAAGCUCUUCAUGAAUUGAAUUUACAGCCUGGAUGGAUAAGAAGAAAUGGUCGAUCUGGCAUGGGACCACCGUACUUCGACCACAAUGGGAAUAACAGUGCCUAUUUCCUCUCAUUGUCCUCUGAAAUGCGAUCCUCUUCUGCAACUUUAAGGACCAAUGUUUUCCUUCCAACUGACGAAGAACAUGUUUGCCAGAUUACAUUUCAUUAUUGGAUCAGUCAAAUGAGCGGAACAUUGAUGGUGGGGCUUCAAAAGCACUCUGAAGAUAGUGUUACAAACAUCUGGCAAGUUUCAGAAGAAUUGCAAAAUCAGUGGAAAACAAGUACCAUCACAAUCAAUAGCACUGAAAAGUAUGAGGUUAUUUUUUGGGGGAUGAUGGAGACCCAGAGACAAGAUGAAACUGUUGCCAUUGAUGAUAUUACUUUCAGUGAAGGAUGUUCUCUGGCAUGUGCACCGCAGACUUCCAGUUUUGAGCUUGAUAUUUGCGAGUGGCAUUCAGAUCAGCCAGCUGAGCCUGCUAUGUGGGCACGACUGCAAGCCUGGCACAAGGUUGCCUCCUGUUCCUUCCUGAAAGAUUGGAACAACAAUACUGAAGGCCAUUUUGAGUGGUUAGAAGCUAAUGACAACGUGUUAUAUAAAAGUGCUCACCUUAACAGCUCCAUGUGUCAUUGCUCCAGCAAGAAUUGCCGUUUUCAGUUUCAUUACUCCAUGGCAGAUAGCAGUGUUCUCAAGACAGUACUGUUUACUAAUCAGGAGGAACAUACCUUGUGGGAAACCAACAUCAUGACUAAGAAGGAAUGGGUCAAAGUGGAUAUACAGCUACCAACAGGGCUAGAAAAAUUAAAGCUUAUGUUUAAAGGAACACUCCAGAGCAGGGCAGGUUUCAUCUGUCUGAAUAGCAUCCAGCUCUUGGACACUACACCAUUAGAGCAACGGGGUUUCUGCUCCUUAGAAGAAUUCACCUGCACUGAUGGGCAGUCCAUGGAGCCUGGAUCAGCCUGUGACUCUCACCCAGAUUGUUCUGACGGCAGUGAUGAGGAUCCAGCGGCCUGCUCUAAUUACACUAUAUGUAAUUUUGAGACUGACCUCUGUGGAUGGAAGCCACUAAGCAUAGAUGAUGCUGAGUGGAACAUAAUGAAAGAACAGGCUCCCCUUGACAGGAGACUCCCUGGCAGAGGCCAUACGACUGAUACCGGACAUGUAGCAUUCAUUUACUUCAAUGGAUCACAUCAGAUGAACACAAAGAUGGCCAGAUCUCAUCUGGGGAGCCCUUUCCUUGUCAAGCUGUCCCCUGGGCUUUCCUGCUGUCAGGUAAGAUUUUGGUACUGGUUAUCUCAGGAUUCCCAGCUUUCUGUCUUUAAGAGAACUGCAUUGGAUGGAAGUUUGGAAAAAUUGCUUGACAUUUCAAGAUUGCCUGAGAUGCAGUGGACAAAAGUGAAUAUACCUGUAGAAAGUGCAGCUGAGGACUUACCUUUUCAGAUUAUUUUACGAGCUACUAUUCUAACAACAAAUGCUAUUGUUGCUGUUGAUGACAUCAGUAUAACAAAGGAAUGUGGGGUUGUGAAUAAAUCACUUCCAGGCGUCAGCCAAGAAAGUGAAGCUGCUGUAUGUGACUUUGAAAGAGAGAGCUGUGGUUGGAUUGAAACUGCAAAUGCAGAUGAAUUUGACUGGGUAAGAAGUUCCAGUAGUGCUCUUGCACCUGCUUUUCAGAAGCAAGCUCCUCUGCAGGAUCACACCUGCAACAAAUCUGAAGGUCAUUUUAUGUUCAUUCUGAAAAACAGCAGCAGCACUUCACAAGUAGCUCGGCUACGAAGUCCAAAGUUCAGACAAACUGGAUCAAAUUGCACAUUGUCCUUUUGGUAUUACAAUUAUGGACAGUCAGUUGGGGCAGCAGAGAUGCAAUUGCUUAUGGAUGGGCUGAAACAGCCUACUGUCCUUUGGAGGGCAUAUUACAACGAGGGAAAUCAAUGGUUGAAGGCAGUCAUUCAGCUUGGACGCCUUCCACAUCCUUUCCAAUUAUCACUUGAUAAAAUCAGUCUGAAUUUUUAUGACGGCAUCUCAGCAAUUGAUGAUAUUACAUUUGAAAAUUGUGCUCUUCCGCCUCCAGCAUUAAGUUGUGAAGGUCCUAAUCGUUUCUGGUGCAGAGACACAAAAGCAUGUAUUGACAGUUUAUUGGUCUGUGAUCUUGUGGAUAACUGUGGGGAUGGAUCAGAUGAAGACAACUGUAACCCUGACCUACAAUGUAACUUUGAAAAUGGCCUGUGCAAUUGGGAGCAGGAAGUUGAGGAUGACUUUGACUGGAUCAGAAUACAGGGUCCAACCCCCACGAUUAAUACAGGCCCAUUAAAGGAUCACACGACAGGCACGGCUGGGGGACACUACCUCUACAUGGAAUCCUCUGAGCCACGCCAAUUCCAAGACAAAGCAGUUUUGCUUAGUCCUCUCUUCAACCCUUCUGGCAACGGAACCUGCAUUUUCCGCUUUCAUUACCAUAUGUUUGGAAAGCAAGUUUACAAGCUGUCAGUCUUCCAGAGAACUGAGAGUAAUACCAAGGGAUGGCUGUUGUGGUACAAGUUUGGAAAUCAAGGGAACAGAUGGAUCAGACAAAUGCUUUACAUCAGCAUCUCUAAGCCAUUUCAG